Molecule: messenger RNA, 342 nt
Organism: Aphanomyces astaci
Lineage: Eukaryota; Oomycota; Saprolegniomycetes; Saprolegniales; Verrucalvaceae
Exons: 1
Coding region: 1-342 (113 amino acids)
Source: RefSeq, a predicted model, not a curated record
AUGCGCGAGUUCAAAGUUCCAGACGGCUCGCGAGACUCCGUGGAGAAAGUACUAGAAGACGUCAAAGCCUGCACUGCACAUGGUGUUGAAUACGACGGUCGUGGUGCACCACGGGACGGUCACAACAAGGCUCAAACAACAUACAUGGUCAACGAGUACCGCAGUUCUGUUGACGAAGGCCAUGUCGGUCAGUCACCGGUGUACUGUUUGUCAGGUCGAAUGAACCCUGUUGUCACGCCGCUGCAGCGCCUGAAACAAGGAAGCCCUGAUGAAGACUCUGCAUGGGCAAUCGCGUGUUGUGGACUUGUCCAGCAGUUCGGAGUUCACAUUCCUGCCACAUAA